AUGUCAGGUUGGGCAGGUACAGCUUCGUGUUAUCAUGUCUCUAACCCUCUGCCCUCUCCUCUCCCUUACAGGUACAGCUUCGUGCUACUGGGUCUUCUGGCCUUCGUGUGUGCCACUUCAGGCUACGUCCUGGAUGACCAGGACGACGCUCUCAGCGACACGGACGACCUUCCAGAUGUGAACUUCGAAGACGAACAAAACGACGCUCUCAGAGACUUGGACGAUCUUCCAGAACUGAACCUCUUAGAAGACGACCAAGACGACGCUCUCAGAGACUUGGACGAUCUUCAAGAACUGAACCUCUUAGAAGACGACCAAGACGACGCUCUCAGAGACUUGGAAGAUCUUCCAGAACUGAACCACUUAGAAGACGACCAAGACGACUCUCUCAGAGACUUGGAAGAUCUUCCAGAACUGAACCACUUAGAAGACGACCAAGACGACGCUCUCAGCGUAAAGGACGACCUUCCAGAGGUAGCCAACCACGAUGACGAUCAACCAAAGAGGUACAGCUUCAUGUUAUCAUAUGUCUCACCCUCUCCUCUCACCUCACCCACAAGGUACAGCUUCGUGCUACUAGGUCUCCUGGCCUUCAUGUUUGCCACUUCAGGCUACGUCCUGGAGAACCAGGACGACGCUCUCAGCGACACGGACGACCUUCCUGAAGAGGCUUUCUUUGAAGGCGUUCCAGUGGAUAGGUACAACUUCGCGCUGCUGGGUCUCCUGGCCUUUGUGUGUGCCACUUCAGGCUUCGUCCUGAAGAAACAGAACGACGCUCUCAGUGACAAGGACGACCUAACAGAGGGGGACAUACAUGAAGUCAUUCCAGUGUUUGGGAUGCGUGUCGAUGACAACACCACUGAACCCACUACCGAAGCCUCCACCGAGGCCUCCACCGAGGCCUUCACCGAAGCUACCACCGAAGCUACCACCGAAGCUACCACCGAAGCUACCACCGAGGCCUCCACCGAAGCCCCCACCGAAGCCACCACCGAAGUCACAACUGAAGCCCCCACCGAAGCCCCCAUCGAAGUCACCACUGAAGCCCCCACCGAAGCCACAACUGAAGCCACAACUGAAGCCACCACCGAAGUCACAACUGAAGCCAGUAAAGAAGCCACGACUGAAGCAACAACUGAAGCCACCAUCGAAGCCACAACAGAAGCUCCCAUUGAAGCCACCAACGAAGCUACCACCGAAACCAUCACCGGAGUCAUAACUGAAGCUCCUAUCGAAGCCCCCACCGAAACCACCCCCGAAACCACCACAGAAGCCACCACAGAAGCCACCGCAGAAGCCACAACUGGAGCUAACACAGAAGCCAUCACUGAAGCAACUGAAGCCACCACCGAAGCCACAACUGGAGCUAACACAGAAGCCAUCACUGAAGCCACCACCGAAGCCAACACCGAAGCCGCCACCGAAGCCACCACUGAACCCACCACCACAACUGAAGCCGCCACCGAAGCCACCACUGAACCCACUACCGAAGCCACCACCGAAGCAACAACUGAAGUCACCACCGAAGCCACACCUGAAGCCACCACCGAAGCCACAACUGAAGCCACCACUGAAGCCACUACCGAAGCCACAAUUGAAGCCGCCACCGAAGCCACCACUGAACCCACCACCGAAGCCGCCACCGAAGCCACCACCGAAGCAACAUCUGAAGCCACCACCGAUGCCACAACUGAAGCCACCACCGAAGCCACAACUGAAGCCACCACCGAAGCCACCACCGAAGCAGCACCUGAAGUCACCACCGAAGCCACAACUGAAGCCACCACCGAAGCAACAACUGAAGCCACAACUGAAGCCACCACCGAGGCCUCCACCGAAGUCACCACUGAAACCACCACCGAAGCCACCACCGAAGCAACAACUGAAGCCACCACGGAAGACACAAAUGAAGCCACCACCGAAGCCACCACCGAGGCCUCCACCGAAGCCACCACUGAAACCACAACUGAAGCCACCACAGAACCCACCACCAAAUCCAUCACUGAAGCCACCACAGAAGCCACCACUGAAGCCAUCACCGAAGCCACCACCGAAGCAACAACUGAAGCCACAAAUGAAGCCACCACCGAAGCCACAACCGAAGCCAUAACUGAAGCUACCACUGAAGCCACCACAGAAGCUCCCACCGAAGCUACCACCGAAAAUACUACAGAAGCUACAACUGAAGCUCCCACGGAAGCUACCACAGAAGCUUCCACAGAAGCCACAACCGAAGCCACCACCGAAGCCACCACUGAAGCCACAACUGAAGCCACCACUGAAGCCACAACUGAAGCGACCACCGAAGCCACAACUGAAGCGACCACCGAAGCCACCACUGAAGCCAAAACCGAAGCCACAACUGAAGCCACCAACAAAGUCACCACCGAUGCCAUCAACGAAGCCACCACCGAAGCCAUCAACGAAGCAUCAACUGAAGCCACCACCGAAGCCACCAAUGAAGCCACCACCGAAGCCACAACUGAAGCCACAACCGAAGCUACAAACGAAGCAUCAACUGAAGCCACCACCGAAGCCACAACUGAAGCCACAUCUGAAGCCACUACCGAAGCCACAAACGAAGCAUCAACUGAAGCCACCACUGAAGCCACAACUGAAGCCACCACCGAAGCCACAACUGAAGCCUCCACCGAAGCCAAAACUGAAGCCACCACCGAAGCCAUAACUGAAGCGACCACCGAAGCCUCUACCGAAGCCAUAACUGAAGCUCCCGUUGAAGCUACCACCGAAGUCACCACAGAAGCCCCCACCGAAGCCCUCACUGAAGCAACCACCGAAACCACCACAGAAGCUCCGACCGAAGCCACCACAAAAGCCACUACUGUACCAACGAAAAAACCCUCCAGACUCUGA
This is a messenger RNA of Procambarus clarkii (red swamp crayfish), 2874 nucleotides long. Lineage: Eukaryota; Metazoa; Arthropoda; Malacostraca; Decapoda; Cambaridae. The record is from RefSeq and is a predicted model, not a curated record.